AUGAUGCCUCAAGCUGAUCUUGACAGGAAAAGUGUCUGUGAAACACUCGCAGACGAAGAUUUACCAAAAAAUGAAGAGAUCCCAGACUCUGCCGGCUCGGUUCACGUGCCACCGGCGCCAGACUAUCGGCCGGAAUCUUUCUGGCUUUCGAAGGAUGCGGAAUAUGAUUGGUUGGAUCGAAACGCAUUUUACGAGCGCAAAGAAUCCACCAGAGGCAACUCCAAUUCCACUAACUUGAACCCGAGUAUCAUCCCGAAUUCGAACUCUAAUUCUCAGCGGGUUCCGGUUAACGUUAAAUCCAAAGCAUCGAUUAUUGGAUUGCCCAAAACCCAGAAAACUAGUUAUGUUGAUUCCAAGAGAAGGUAUUGUAAACCGACUAAUAUAAGACUGUUUCCGAAACGGUCCGAGUCGGCAGUGAAGAGGGCUGUCUCGGUGGCUGAGCCGUCUUCUCCCAAGGUUUCUUGCAUGGGAAGAGUUAGAUCAAAGAGUGGGAGGCGGAGGUCCAAUUCAUUGAAAAAGAAUGCGGAGAGAACAAGGACUAGUGGAGAGAAACAAAAAAUCCAGUUUUGUUCGAAUCUAAUGAGCGUCAUUUUGUGCAUGAAGGUUCAUAGCAAUCCGGUCCGGUCGGGGAGUCGAAGAGUGGUGGUGGAGGAGGCGGUAAAGGCGGUUGAACCUCAAAGGAAGAGCGUGACUGUAAAACUACGCGAGAUCCCGGUAAGUGAUGAACCGGUGGCUGAGCCUCCUUGUUUGGGAGGAGUUAAACGGUUCUCCUCGGGCCGGCGGUCGGGGUCUUGGACUGCGGAGGAUUUAAAUCAGGCGAUUUCGAAGUCGUUGAAUUUAGAUCGGCGCGUGGGACCUACGUGUGGAAGUUGA
Messenger RNA from Fraxinus pennsylvanica, 873 nucleotides. NCBI's taxonomy places the organism in Eukaryota, Viridiplantae, Streptophyta, Magnoliopsida, Lamiales, Oleaceae. The record is from the annotation of a GenBank genome assembly.